Ahaetulla prasina is the source of this 307-nucleotide messenger RNA. RefSeq lists its product as uncharacterized. The record is from RefSeq and is a predicted model, not a curated record. NCBI's taxonomy places the organism in Eukaryota, Metazoa, Chordata, Lepidosauria, Squamata, Colubridae. The transcript has 3 exons. Bases 1 to 138 code for a protein of 45 amino acids.
AUGGAGUUCUUGUUUCUCACCUUGUAUUUCUCUUUCUUCGUCUCGCUCUGCGCCCUGGUGUGCCUUUAUUUUUCUGGAUGCCAAGAAAUGACUUACAAGCACGAAGAUGCAUGCUGUGGGGAUAUAUUUUGGAUAUGAUACAGACUUUCUUAGCUCAGAAACUUACUCAACCACGGAUACAACGGACAAAAUUCCAGCAACCCCUGGAGACAUCUUGCCACGGGUGAUGGUUUAUUCAUUAAGAACGGACGAAUUAUCAACGAUGACCACUCCUUCUAUGCCGAUGUCUACGUGGAAGACGGACUUA